AGAGAAACAAAAAAUUAUAUCGUCGACACCCCCGUGGGUCACGAAAAGGAAAAUAAGCGAAAACUUCAUUCUAUCCACGGAAAUACAUGUGUGCAGCCACGUUGUUUUUUGCGACCUGCGCAAAAAUUCUUUGCCGCACCUCUCAUGGCGUGCUUUCGAACUCAAUAGUAAGGCGAAAUCCGCUUUCGCUUUGCGUCUGGAUUGCCUGUUGAAGAGGGGUACUAACAACUCCGUUUGCACGAGUUGGUAAAAGACGAGACAACUAUUCUUUGGAUGCGCUAAAUAGGGCAAUCAGUAUAUUUUUGGCAUGACAAGAAGAACAAGAAGAACAAAGGGAGUGGUGCGUGGUCGCAAAAUAAAUCGCGGCUGAACAUAGUUUUUGUAUCAGGAUAAAUAGUAAACGUAAAUCAAUCUGUAUUUGUUCUUUUGAUCAUCUAAAACCAGUCCUACGUGUAUAAUUCAUUAUCAUUUCUGAAAGAGAAAUCAUUUUCCGUCGUUUCCGACUCAUUUGUCCAUCUUCCGUUCUCAUCCGAAGUAUCCGCGGGGGAAAUGAAGAUCGAUCGCAGUCCUUCUAGAGAUGAAGCCGGUAGUGCGAUGUAUUGCGAGCAUGCAAAUAUUUCUAUUUCAUGCCUGCUGGUGAGCGAUCAUGGUCAUGGUGUCUGGUCGUAAGUAAAAAAAAAUAGGUGUCGUUCGCUUUUCUGUUUAUUUUGCAUGGUCUCUAUCUCUUUCCAGGACUGUUGAAAAUUUGUGUUGCAUAUCAGGCAACAAGGCUGUUCCCCGCACAAGAUGUACGGCUACAACGUCCAGGUGGUAUAGAAUUCUAUCUAAAUGUUGACUCUUUCGAUUUGUCAUGGUAAAAAUCGCAUGGUAAGUGCAGUUUGUCAUGCAGAAUGAACUAAGUACAUACCCAAGACUCUACAUAAACCAUUCAACAGAUGAACAAAUCCCCGUACGGGUACCAGCGCUCUCCCGCGCUCUCGCCGUUAUGGAUUGCAAAAGUAGUAUCGUACUGGUAUAAAUGCAUUACAAAUCUCCUCAGCAUGAGAAACAAAAUUUGUAAUGCGGAUUGGACUUCUUGACAAAAAGAUUUGUAAUGCAUGAUUGCAAUACGAAUACGAUGCUUUUGCACAGGAUAGCCGUACAACCACCACAACUCCCCGUCAUCCUCCAGAUCGCCCGGCCACCGCGAGGGACUUACGUUUUACUCCGAUGAUUUACCCAGGGGAAGAUAUUAGCGGUGUGUAGCUUCUUGUUCUUUCUUGUGCGCGACAUGGCGAUGGGAUAGGGAUUUGUGAUGUUAAAAUGAUCCCGAGACUAAGAGUAAGAGUCGUCGCGUUUUUUUUUGUGGCACGCCAGCUUUGUCUUUCGGUUUCUGAUAUGCGAAGUCAUGCUUUGCGUAGUUUAUUACCUCGGUGCUAACGACAAGCUGCUAUUGCUAUCUGCUCUUCCCUUGGAUAGGUCAAUCUGCGUCCUUACACAGUUUCAAAAGCCGAAAUGCAGCAGAUGAAAGAGGCGCUGACGAGCCUGGUAUAACAUUAACGCGGCUGAAAGUAGUUUUCCCCGAAAAUGAAAAAAAAAAGACUUGCCACGCAUGAUUCGAUUUGGAGCUCGUUGAUGAUGCAAAAACUUCUCCUCUCGGAUUGAUUCCAAAAAAAUUAUAUACAGUACAUGGACCGCAUCCUACCCGAUGAAAAGACCCUGAAGGCCCGGCUCAAGUUAUGAAAUUGAAAGCAAUUAUUUGCCAGCUGGUGCGAUGCGGGAUCGUCCGCUUUUGUCAUUCAAAUAAACACUUUUCAGUGCAGAAUAUUCAUGCCUGUCCUGCUCUUUGUGAUCUUCCAAGACAAAAACACUCCUUCACUUCUCCAACUAGCAAAUAAAUCCGUUUUCAAUUUCAUAGUUGGUGCAUUGUGCGGAAGGAUCUCCCUAUGGAAGCAAAAAAUGCCAUCGGUGCACCAUAAUGUAGUUCGUGACACGUCGUGUGUUUGUGCAUGGAUUCGAACGAUAAUCAUUCGAAACUGCUUACAUUGUCGUGCUGCGCAUGAUGACCUUGAGGCCUUUGCUGGUGUGUCUCUGUAUCAAAAGAUUUGAAGUUGUCUUUGUCUGCAUGAAGAAACACUAUUUGUUAACUCAAACACACUAAAACUCUCAUGCUCAUCUUCGUCAGGCCAAGUUCUUCCCAUCGCGGACUGAGGUAGUUCUACCGAUCGAGUUUUUCGUUUCCAUACCCCAUUACUGACCGACGAUUUCAUCAAUGCCUAUCGUGUAUGAAUAGAAUACAUCACUCAAAAAGACAGCUGAAUUUGUGUUGUCAGAGAGCCUAUCAUUAAUAAGUGGAGAAAAGAGUAAAGCCCAUGAAUGUAUGAAGAAUAUCGGAGAAAGUCCUACUUUUUCUACGUGAAGCAAUACAAGUCUCGGUGUUCUUUCGGACUGGCUUUUUGAACUUCCAUAACUCCUCCUGCCGGAAUACGUUGUCGUGAAGAACGAAAACGGGAUAUAACCCGCUCAGGUGUUACAAUCUCAAGCGUCACAGUAGAGCAUGGAAAUCUGUGAUGCAAGAUUGCAUGAUCUAGCCAAGUCUCAUAGGAGUGCGCAUGACAAGUGCCGGAGCCCUAAACCCUACGACAAUCCGGCGAAAUUUGUAUUGAAAAUAAAGUUGGAACGCUGUGCGAGUCUGUCAUGCUCAUCAUGCAACACAGAUUCUAUUGUAACGUUUGAGAUUGUAACUUUUGAGCAAGUUAUAUGGGAACAUCGUAAUUUUUAUCAAGUGCAAAUGUGUAGUCUGGGUCUGGAAGAGUGCAACUCGUGACGCUAGUCCCUUUGGACUCGACAUAGAAUCUGUAUUGCAUGAACAGCAAAAGUAGAGGUCCAAUUUUUGCUUUACGCGGAGAGGGAAUUUGUCAUGCAGUAUGACCAUCAGAAUGUUUCUCUCGCAGAAUGAUCUCUGAUGCUCGGGCAUGCAUCACAGCCCUUAUGAUGGGUCAUGCAAAAUCUGCAUGACAAAGUCCUGCACUCUUCUAGACCCAGAUAUAUUUGCACUUGAUAAUUUCUUUGGCAAAAGAGUUGGUGCUAUCAAGUGUAAAAAUGUCUGGGUCUGGAAACUUGUGAUGCUGUGUGGCGUCUCAUGAUGAGGCUACAAGUGCUGGCUCAGCAUGACAAGUUUCUGAGCUUCUAGGUGUUGCCAAUUCCGCAUGACAACCUGCGCUUCUGCAUCACAGAAAAAUGGAGCUCUUGGGUAACGUGCAUGACAGAUUUAAGAGUCAUGCCAGACAAGCAUGACAAACAUGCAUUCUUCCAGACCCAGACAUUUUUACAUUUGAUAGGUGCCUGCCGACUUUCUCGGGUUCGUGGUAUCCUGUGCAAAAGCAUCGCGCUCGUAGUAAUUCCAUUUUUGAAUCUCCAAAUCUGGUUUCCCAGGUGCUUCACGACCAUGACAGAUUUCAUUUGUCACGCUGACAAAACUAAAUGAUUAAAUUUGUAAGAAAAAUACUACGUACUAGAAGAACUGGUUUGAAGAUGCUUUUGCAAUGCAUACGUCGAUCCAACCAGCAAUGCCGAUCCGUAUGGGAAGGACGUGUGGGAUGGGUUUGAGACCUAUGAAAUGCAAAAGUGUCUGGGUCUGGAGUGUUGCAGGGUUUGUCAUGCAUAUUUUGCAUGACCCAGGAUUGUUUGUGAUGUAUGCCCUACCAUCACAGAUUUUCAGAACCCUUCCUGAUUCCUACUCCGCAUGACAAAUACCCUCCCCGCGUAGCACAAACUAGACUCCUCUAGCUGGUCACGCAAUACAGAUUUUUUUGGAGUCCAAAGUUAGCAUCACAAGUUCCAACCUUCCUGACCCAGACACUUUUACAUUUGAUAAGACCUACCUUGGUUCGAUGAUCGAAACAUUCCAGAGCCAGUCCAGACAGGUAUAUUUAGAGCAUUUCUCUAUCAAAUGUAAAAAUAUCGGGGUCUGGAAGAAUGCAAGAUUUGUGAUGCAGGUUUUCCAUGACCCAUGAGGUCUGGAAUGCGAGACCCAGCAUGACAGAUUUCUUGAGGUCUUUAUCAUGCCUUUCCUGCAUGAGAGACUCCCCCUCAAGUUGGUCAAAAGCGGACAGCUUUUGGUACUCACGCAACACAGAUUUUUGCAUCAUUGAGAUUUAGCAUGACAAGUUCUAACCUUCCAGACCCAGACAUUUUUGCAUUUGAUAUUUUCAUUUUUGUGGCAAUGUGUCGGCGUAGCUUGCCAUGGUCGUAGCUGCAGUAUAGUGUUUUUUGUGAAGAAUAACAAUAAAGAUAGGUAGCAUUUGCAUUCCAUGUCCAACAAUACCACAGCAGAAUCCUACCGGAGUUAGUAUCCAAGGAAAAGAAAAAGCAUUGCUGUGAUUUUUUGCAUUCUUUCCUGGCUCCUUCGUGCUGCCGAAAUUUAGACUCUUUGCGCAACUGAAAGCUUCAGUUUGUAUUUUUCUUUGUCAUGACAAGUCGUCCCUGUAUGGCCCAUUUUCUGCAACACAAAUUUACGACAGUGAUGCUUUAUUUUUCCUUGGAUAUCCUCCUUCCACAGAGGAAGAUACGGCAUGGCGGUGGACCUGUAUAAAAGGGAAUUACUAUGAAGAUGUUGAAAACUCGGCGUCCUACGCCUCUGGAAAUCAUGCAGCUAAGUAAUAAUUAUGUAAAGAGCCUGGUUUUCUGCAAUUGUGAUGAGAUAUAUCAGGCAGGCGCUUCUCCAUAGGUUAAACUGCAAUUUUUGAUAAAACCGAGAAACAGAAAUGAGAUGUGGCAGUGAUUUUCAUCUUCAUAGAGUGAAUUCUUCAAGGAUUUGACUCUUGGAGAGGUCUAUCAAGUGUAAUAAUGUCUGGGUCUGGUUGAAUGCCACUUGUCAUGCUGCGUUUGGAUUCCAAAAAAAUCUGUAUUGCAUGAGUACCGAAGGCAAUGCAAUUUAUUUUGCUACGCUGAGAAGGCAUUUGUCAUGCGGAAUAGGCAUCAGGAAGCCCUCAAAAAAUCUGUAUUGCUAGGGUAUGGAUCACAGACAUCAUGGCUCAUGCAAAACGUGCAUGACAGGUGUCAGAAUCUUCCAGACCCAGGCACUUUUGCAGUUGAUAAGGUCUGCCACGUGGUGGAGUUGGCGAUUCAGAUAUCCAAAAAAAAAAAAGACUGCAGGCGUAUUUUUUUGGAGGAACUGCAUGACAAAUCUGUGUGGCAUGAGGGCAAAACCUGUCAUGCGCAGAUAGUACUGAAAAACGCAGCUGAAUGGACCCUACAACGCAUUUCCAGCAUGACAGACGCAAUCAUCUUGCACGUUGCGCACCACAAUAAACUUACACUAACAGUGUUUUUUUCUUGGAUAUCAGAGGGACCUCCUUCACUACGAGAACAACUUGUUACUCCCCGCCCAGGCCUGCGGAAAAUACCAUAAUGGUAUAGGUUUUUUCCCUCAAGAACGAUUUGUAGUCAAUUUCAAUGCCUUUGCACCUUGUAGAUUUUGUUCCGAUCAUCGUUUUAUCGGUCCUCGAUCAUGGCGGACAUCUAAAAGAAUUUGGAGCAUAUUUUUUGUGAAAAUGUCAUGAAAAACUUAACUCUCAGCGAUUUACGGUGUCCCAACGGCCUCUGCGGCGAACCAGAGGCACACCGGUUCUUCGAGUUAUAUUCAAUCGAUGGAAGAGUUGAAGUACCUCCUCGCCGACUUAUGCCAGUAAAAUUCUGAAUCUAGGCUGCAAGAAAAUCUGUAAAAACAAAGCCACGUGUUCCGGGGGCAAUCGGCGGGGCUCUGUGUAUUCCUUCGCAUCAAUCUAUGCACAACUUCAUUAUCGAACCGAACUUGAUUCGAAGAUGUUUAUUUCACUUAUCGGUCUAACUACAGAUUUUUUAUCUAAUGCAGGUCCUAAUCGAGACAGAAUUUUGCGGGUAUACUUGCUUUUGACCCGGUACCCCGAGGGCUUCAACCUGUCAACGUUGAAGACGAAGAUCAAGGUAUUUCCUCAUAGUUUAUCCCGUGCCGGCAUACAAUACAAGCACAGCUAGUCAUAGUGUAACCAGAAGAAAAGGAAUAGUUCAGAGCAAUUGGGCCGCAGAGGAAGCAUUUUUGCCCUGCAGCAACCGUUCGCAUGUAAAAAUGCAAAGUCGUGUAGUCACCAUCUAGAAAUCCAAAUCUUAUCCCCAUGAUCACAACAGGCCUACUACAACAAGCGGCUUUCGGAAACCGUCUUCCACGAGACCAAGCUGCUUACACUGGUCACGCAGUCUCCCAUUGAUACCAUUGUGAAGAUUGUGAAGCUGCAAGGGAAUUGCGGUUAUGCAGUGCAAAAACAUCGUUACUAGUAGUAAUUGCAUAUACAAAUUAGCUCAGCAUGAGAAACGGAAUCUGUCAUGCUGUUUUAGCUUAAGAAGAAGAUUUGUCAUGCAUAAUUUCAAUGACAAUUACUACGAGCGCGAUGCUUUUGCAAUGCAUAGCGGUUACCUGUGUCAGCCCGCGUUUGACGUCGAGUCCGGUCCCAGAGUAUCCUGUGCAACAGUAUCCUACUCGUAUUGCAGUCAUGCAUUACAAAUCUUUUUCUUAAGGUAAAUGCGCAUUACAAAUUUUAUUUCUCAUGCUGAGGAAACUUGUAAUGCAUUUAUACGAGUACGAUGCUUUUGCAGUUCAUACAGAGGCGUCCCACGGCCCUACCGCUACGAAAACUACCGCAGCAGCCAUGGACAGUACAAUCGCACUCGGGCCGCUCCCCGGCAGCAGUACCAGAACAACACCUCCUACAACCGCGCCAACAACAACUACAACUCCGCCGGGCGACAGGCUGGUCAGCAGAACUGGUAUGGCGGAGGACAGCAGAGCUCCUACCCGACUCCGAGCUCGACUGGCAGCUGGAGCAGCGGUUACACCUGGACCCCGUCGUCUUCAACUGGUGUGUACAGUAACAGUAGCUGGUCCUCAUACAACGGUUACGGUUCCUCUUCCUGGAACAACGGAUCGGUGCCGGCCUCGACUAUGACCUCAACUUCUUCAGCCACAACUACAUCCAGUAGUAAUUAA
Messenger RNA from Amoebophrya sp. A120, 7003 nucleotides. NCBI's taxonomy places the organism in Eukaryota, Dinophyceae, Syndiniales, Amoebophryaceae. The record is from the annotation of a GenBank genome assembly.